Messenger RNA from Ambispora gerdemannii, 1482 nucleotides. Lineage: Eukaryota; Fungi; Glomeromycota; Glomeromycetes; Archaeosporales; Ambisporaceae. The record is from the annotation of a GenBank genome assembly.
AUGACGGCAGCCUUGUUGAGAGACAUCGUAGUGAGAAUCCCAUUAAUCACAGAGACAUUAAUUAUCCACUACCGUAAUGGUCCACCAAAACCAUCAUGGAGCCUAAAAUUCCACCUAAUUUUCGUGGUACUGAAAUCCUUAAUUCCCGAUUUUCAAAGAAAAACAAUCGAACAAUUGCAAGAGGCUUCAAUGCGACCAAAUCCAACUCCGUCGUAUGUUCGUAUCGACGAAUUCAAGCUUCCAAACAUAUACAGAGAAAAAGCGCAGACUUAUUUAGAAAAAUUAUUAGCACCGUAUGAACAAGUUAUCGAUGAGUCGUGGAAGUUUCUUGGUAAUAAUGAUGGUGGAUUGAAAGCUGAAUGGGUUUCGAUUAAGAAGGAUAAAUUCUUCGAUGAAGGAACGAGACAGCGUGUUAUUCUUUAUUUACAUGGUGGCGUUUAUUAUUUGGGUAGUUCUGCAUCAAUCAGGGGUUUUACUUAUAGACUUGCAGAAUCUUCCGGUGCUCGAAUACUUGCGAUCGAUUAUCGUAUGGCGCCACAAACGGAAUUCCCAUCCGCAAUUCAUGAUGCAUUAGCUGCAUACAUGUACCUUUUAUACCCACCCACAAACUCCGACUACAAACCAUUCAAACCAAACCAAAUAGUUUUGGCUGGUGAGAGUGCAGGUGGCGGCCUCGCGAUUGCGACAUUACUCGCAAUACGUGACAUUGGUCUACCAAUGCCAGCCGGCGUUAUCGGAUUUUCACCGUGGCUCGAUUUAACAUUCAGUACGCCAUCAGUAACAAAAGACGAAUCUAACGUGAACGAUUAUCUUCCCGGAUAUUUGUUUGCACAUAAACCAUCGCCUCUUAGCGAUAAAUACGAGAAUCGUGCUGCGGUGUUGGAUGCAAAAAUUAAAAGCUUUAAAGAGUUGAAUCCGAAAAUCCAUUGUCAUCCUAGUUAUGGAAUAGUAGAGGAACGAGUUAAUAUGUAUGCUGCUAAUGAAGCUUUGGCAAUUCCGUAUGUUAGCCCGUUGUUGGCUGAAGACUUAAGUGGAUUACCACCGUUACUGUUGCAAGCAGGAAAUGGUGAAAGAUUACGCGACGAAAUAAUUUACUUUGCACACAAAGCUUCGCAUACUACGAAAUAUCAAUUACCUAAUUAUAAUGAUGCGAAUAGUGAAAGAUCAAGUUCACUCAAAAUACCUACAAAUGUACAACUAGAAGUUUUCGAUGAUAUGCCACAUGUUUGGCAGCUAUGGCACUUUUGCGAACCUGCAAAAGUCUCACGUCAAAACGCCGCCGAAUUUAUUCGUCGUGUAACAGACAUCAAUUUCAAAACGGGUACUCUUCCCGACGCCGAAAACAAACUUUCUACAGCUCGCAUCACAGCCACUGGCGAAACAAGACCAUUGACAAAUGACCAAUUAGAAGUGCUAGAUUGGCAGAAUAUCGGAAUACCACCAUAUACUGAUUUGAAACGAGUACAAGCUCCGUCACGGUAA